UAUAUCAUACGUACCAGGAAGACAGGUAACUACGGGCGCUGACAUGCACCAGAAUUAGCCAGCAAGUGCAGCUAAACAGAAGAGGUUGGUGGUGCAAUUGAUAAACGGGUGUUAUGGAAGACGACGCGCCAGUUAUCUACGGGCUGGAAUUUCAGGCUCGUGCACUAACUGCUCAGACUGCAGAAACUGACACCAUCCGUUUUUUGGUGGGGACACAGUCUCUGAGAUAUGAUAACCAGAUUCACGUUAUAGAUUUUGAUGAUGAGAACAAUAUCAUUAAUAAAAACGUCCUGCUUCACCAUGCGGGGGAAAUCUGGCAGAUCAGUGCUAACCCGGCCGACAGAAAUGUGCUUGCGACCUGCUACAAUAAAAUUUCAGACAGUAAAGUCAUGACAUGUGCUGCUGUGUGGAGGAUACCAAAGGAGUUGGAGUCGGGCAGCCAUGAAUCCCCUGACGAUUCAUCAAGCAACGCCCAAUCCCUGGAGCUUCUCUGUCACCUUGACAACGCGGCCCAUGGCAAUAUGGCCUGCGUUACCUGGGAACCACUGGGAGAUGGAAAAAAACUGCUUUCCCUGGCUGACAACUACCUUAUGAUAUGGGAUUUACAAGAAAGCUCAACAAAGUCAGUGCUCUCGAGUUCCACGGCUUUGGAGGGCAAAGGGCAGCUGAGAUUUACCUGUGGGCGAUGGAGCCCUCAUCACAACUGUACACAGGUUGCCACAGCCAACGACACCUCCAUCCGAGGCUGGGACAUAAGAAGUAUGAGGCAGAUAUACUGCAUCGAGAAUGCUCACGGACAGCUGGUUCGAGACCUAGACUUCAACCCCAACAAACAGUACUACUUGGCCAGUUGCGGGGAUGACUGCAAAGUGAAGUUCUGGGACACCAGGAAUGUUCACGAGCCGGUGAAGACGCUAGAGGAGCACUCGCAUUGGGUGUGGAGUGUCCGAUACAACCAUUCCCAUGACCAGUUGGUCCUGACCGGAAGCAGUGACAGCAGAGUUAUCCUUUCCAACAUGGUAUCUAUUUCCUCUGAACCAUUCGGGCACCUGGUCGAUGAUGAAGAUUUGAGUGAUCAAGAGGAAGGCCAACAGGAAGAGAAAACAAAAGAGCCUCUUCAGGACAGUAUAAUCGCCACCUAUGAAGAACACGAAGACAGUGUGUAUGCAGUGGAAUGGUCCUCUGCCGACCCCUGGCUCUUUGCUUCUCUAAGUUAUGAUGGAAGGCUUGUUAUUAACAGAGUUCCAAGAGCACUCAAAUAUAACAUACUGUUGUAAUUUGUGUGCUUGCUUGUGUGAAAGUGAUGUCUCUACCAAACAAUUUACUGGUGUCUACAGACUUGAAAUAUGAAAUAUGUUAUUAUAUUUGUUUAUUAUGACCAUUAAACUAAAUGACCUGAUGUAA
Spea bombifrons (plains spadefoot toad) is the source of this 1404-nucleotide messenger RNA. RefSeq names its product EARP complex and GARP complex interacting protein 1 (gene EIPR1). The transcript is spliced from 9 exons. Gene Ontology annotation, molecular function: protein binding. Lineage: Eukaryota; Metazoa; Chordata; Amphibia; Anura; Pelobatidae. The record is from RefSeq and is a predicted model, not a curated record. Bases 114 to 1277 code for a protein of 387 amino acids. Gene Ontology annotation, biological process: protein ubiquitination.